Cygnus olor (mute swan) is the source of this 1497-nucleotide messenger RNA. RefSeq names its product ras homolog family member F, filopodia associated (gene RHOF). Gene Ontology annotation, biological process: small GTPase-mediated signal transduction; cell migration. The transcript has 5 exons. Bases 66 to 602 code for a protein of 178 amino acids. The record is from RefSeq and is a predicted model, not a curated record. Gene Ontology annotation, molecular function: GTP binding; GTPase activity. Lineage: Eukaryota; Metazoa; Chordata; Aves; Anseriformes; Anatidae.
CCGGAGAGCAGCGGCGGCGGCGGCGGGCGGCCCGGCGGGGCUGGAGCCCGGCUCGGCUCCGCUCCAUGGAAGCGGCCAACGGGACCCUGCCCGACGGCGCGGCGGGCAGCAAGGGGGGCGGCGCGGCCGCUCCGUCGGGCAAGAAGGAGGUGAAGGUGGUGAUCGUGGGGGACGGCGGCUGCGGGAAGACCUCGCUGCUGAUGGUGUACGCCAAGGGCGCCUUCCCCGAGCAAUAUGCACCGUCUGUGUUUGAGAAGUACACCACCAGUGUUACGAUUGGCAAAAAGGAAGUCGUCCUGAAUCUGUAUGACACCGCAGGGCAGGAGGACUAUGAUCGGCUACGACCACUUUCUUACCAGAACACAAACGUAGUGUUAAUUUGUUACGAUGUCAUGAACCCCACCAGCUAUGAUAAUGUAGCAGUUAAGUGGUAUCCUGAAGUGAAUCACUUCUGCCGAGGUGUCCCGCUCGUGCUGAUCGGCUGUAAGACAGACCUUCGGAAAGACAAAGAGCAGUUGCGUAAGCUCAGGGCUUCUAAGCAGGAACCCAUUACCUACAACCAGUCUCUUACAGCUGAGAGCAUCUCGAGUCAUGCGACGUGAUGCUUCUGAUGCCAGGCACAAAGGAGCUGAACAGUAUCUGCCAGCACCGCAGCUUGCAAACAACUGGAAGGAGACAAACUUCACUUAAAUAUGCUGAAGAAAAAUCCCCCUAUACAAGUCUGAAUGCUCAAGUGACCCCACUCCCAGGGCUUAUAAUGAAUAAAUGCAGACUUUGUGAGCUGUGGAUUGCAGACUCGGAAUUCACGCUCCAAAGCUCACAAGUACUCAAAACUGGGGGCUGACUCCAAUGACAAAAAAAAAAAAAAAAAGGAUCACAAGCAAAGUAAGAAAUCACUGUGUUUUGUCUGGAGUGAUUUCACACAGCCAUGACUGCAUGCAAAUGCUUUAGAUUCUACUCUGCUUCCAGUGCAUGUGUUUGGGUGAUGAGGGCUCACACACUGAUUUGUGUGUACUAGGAUUUCUGAUGGGCCCUCUGAAGUGGCAGUCAGGAUUCCAAUAUGUGCACCCGCAAAACAAAUCAGGACAUUUAUCCAGACUGUGCUCUCACGUGCUACAUUCAUUGCUGAAGCUUGCAAACUAAAGAUGACAUCACUUAAUAGUUAAGGUCAGGCCUGAAAAAAGUUUCCCCUUGUAAGAUGUCUAGCUUAUCUUCCCUUGAGUAUCUAUCUCAGCAUUUCUUUAAAUGAUGUUAACAUUGAGACCACGUCCACAAUAUUAGCAGGCCAGGUUCUAGAUCAAUUUAGAGAAAAGAAAGAAAAAAAAAACAGAAAGCAAGUGCCUCAGUUUAUUUCCAAAGCCACUUAGGCCCUUGCACUGCGCUCAGAAGAGGCAGCUUCUUUCUUCCUGACCUUCUGUUAUGAAGAUGUACAAAAUAAUUUUUUCUCUCCCAUCUCACUUUUCUGUCACACAUUAGAUUUACAUCUUUUCUUACCUG